This is a messenger RNA of Durusdinium trenchii, 1186 nucleotides long. The record is from the annotation of a GenBank genome assembly. Lineage: Eukaryota; Dinophyceae; Suessiales; Symbiodiniaceae.
CAGGGCAACUCCUAUUGACUCAUGUGCUCGGUCCUUCCACUGCACCCCAUGGCGCCGCUCCCACUCCACGCCGCUCGCGGCGCGCUCCCGCGCGCGGUCCGUCCGGCCGCGCGGGCACGUGGCGCGUGCGGCACCAAGGUCUGGGUGCCACUGGUGACCUCGCAAGUCGCUGCUCGGGGAGGGCAGGCUCGAAAGGCCUCUGGACGGCCGGUGGCUGACUUUAAGGUCGGAGAUGCGGUGACGGGCACCGUCACGCAGAUCUACUGCCCGGGUGGCGUGUCGGUGGACGUGGGCUGUGAGACCUUGGCCUUCUUGGAGGUUGAGGAGUUCUCAGAUGGAUUUCCUGCAGAGGGGCCCUUUCGUUUCCGGCCGGGAGACACCGUGCACGCGCGUGUGCUGGAUGUGAACCCAGAUGCCAGGCCACCAGACAGAGUGACCGGGUUCCCCGGCUGGACCGCUGCGACCGGCCGAAGCCGGUCCUUCCCGGUGGUGCCGGUCCUUCGCAGGGUCGAGGACCAUGGUGAACCUGACCCCUUCGGGGAACAUGGUGACACCGGGAAGCUUCACCUGACGUUGCGCUCGGGGCCGCUGGAGCGACCCACGCGCUUCGUGGCGGACGCUUCAAGGCCAGCCAAUCUGGAUGCUUUCUCGGACAUCUCCAUGGAGGCAUGGCUGGUGGGUGAGGUGGUGAUGAUGUCCAAUUGGGCGGUCUACGUCAAGGUCCAGCGCGGGGAGGAGUCGUUCGUGGGGAUCUUGGAGCUGGAGGAGUUCUCCAAAGACUUCGCCCAGGUGCAGCACUUUGGACAUGGUGGUGAUUGUCGAGGAGCUCAGAUUUCGCGACAGGUGGCUAUACGUGGCUGUGAGGUGCAGGUUCGCAUCAAAGAGGUGGACCUCGAAAGCCGCCGGCUCUUGCUGACCAUGCGGCACAUGGACGCCGAUUCCGCCAGCGAACAACGGAGAGCGCCGGCGGCCGGCGCGUUCGUCCACCCUGAGGACGCAGUGGCCAUCCGCAUAGGAGAUUCCUCGCAUCCGCCGGAAGACAGAGAGAUUCGUUUGAUUGUGAACAUGGAGAAGCCUGACCAUUCAGCUGAUGUGUCCAAACAGAGAAAGCCCAAGACCAUGCUCGGUGGCAUACAGCCUUGGGCUGUGGGUGCGGGUGCCCAGGGCCAGGGUGAUGGAACGGGUG